Sarcophilus harrisii (Tasmanian devil) is the source of this 4883-nucleotide messenger RNA. It is a transcript of the gene GJB4, whose product is annotated as gap junction protein beta 4. The transcript is spliced from 2 exons. The record is from RefSeq and is a predicted model, not a curated record. Bases 2524 to 3321 code for a protein of 265 amino acids. Gene Ontology annotation, cellular component: connexin complex. Gene Ontology annotation, biological process: cell communication. NCBI's taxonomy places the organism in Eukaryota, Metazoa, Chordata, Mammalia, Dasyuromorphia, Dasyuridae.
CUGGGAGAGACCCUCCCUCACUGGUUCGUAUGGUUCUAGAAAUGCAGUACCUAGUCUCUCCGGCAAAAGGAGGCAUCGGAUGGGGGGAAGGAUGGGUGAACUGGGCAAUGAUGACGUUCCCCUCAGGAAGUCCUUUCUGGGAGUCAAGCCUCCAUCCUCACUGCCCCAGUCCAUUACAGGGUUAACCCAUAGGGUGACAGCCAAAGAAAAAUCGAGUAGUUGGGCCCACUUUGUCUGCCAUUAUACCAUUAUGACACGGCACCAUCAAGAGCUCUCACAGUCUUCACAGUCGGACAUUCCCGAGGAGCAGAGUCCCACCAAGGCUCCCGCAGCUUGUUCCCAGAAGGGGGAAAUCCGGCUCGAAUCCCGUCACACUCCAGCUGGAGCCAAUCAAUCCUUUCCGCCUCCCAAAAUUCCUUCUCUUCAGCGGAGCGCAGAUGUCUCAGUGCCCUGCCCUCCCCACCCCCAAGCUUCACCGGUCCCAACGACAGUUAGUGCUCUGUCCGACCCCACAGGUGCUGGCUGUUCUAGUGAAUCAUUGAAUAUAUCGGAGCCGGAAGGGCCCACAAAGAUAAAGGAGCCCAACCCUAUAACCCUUCUCCUGUCCUUCCCCCACCCCUACAUCAACCCCACAUAUUUUCAUAAACCUGAUUAGGAGACAUAUUGGGAAGACAGACCUUCUCAGAGCUGCGGUGCCCCAAGGUUCCUCAGUUUCUCUGUUAGUUUCCUUGUGAUGAGCUCUCUGAUUCUUCUUUUUGCUAAUAAAUACUGCUUGAAUUUGAAACUUUAAGGGGGAAAAAAUGCUUUUAAAAAUUGUUUACAUGUAAUUGAUAAAAAUAAAAUUAAAAUUAAAUGUUAAAAAAAAAUAAAAUGCUGCUUGAUAACUGGUCGAACUGAUCCAGUGAUGUGUCUGAAGGGAAAGGAUGAAGCAGUAGGUUGACUUGGAGAAAUGAGGCAUGAGAGAGCAUAAGCAAACGCUAUCUUGAGCUAGUUCCCUGGAAGAAAAGGAGGACAGAACUAGAAUCUGGAAGUCACAAGUUGCCACAAAAUUCCAGAAUUUGAGAGUCAGAAGAAUCUUUAGAGACCACCUGGUCUAAGCCCCUCAUUUUAGGGAUAAAGAAAAUGAGGUUCAGACCCAAAAAGGAAUUUGACCAAAGUCACUCAGCAAGUUAUCAUGAGAAUCAAGACAAUCCAGGUCUUUUGAUCUCAAAUCAAAAGUUCAUUCCACUGGACUUUGGAAUCUUCCUCUUGCAGCCUGAAACCCUUCCUGAAUCUUCCAGAACUGACUGAGAGGAGAGCCUUCUCCAUUCUCUGCCCACUAUCAUGAUUGCUCACUCCUCUCACCUUGCUUAACCUGCCAAAAGAGAAGUGGAUCUUCAAAUACAGUUUAGGAACCAAAAAGGAAAGGGCAAAAAUAUUCAUCGUGCUAAGGGAUGCAUCUUGUGGGGACUCUUUGUCUCCUCAGAGGAUACACUAGACUAAACCUGGCCAAUUCUCCUGUGAAACACUCUCAGAACCACCAUCCUGACUGUGAGAGCAAUACUCUUAUAUUCUGUCUAGUGACUUUUUCCAUGUUACUCAUAUAUCCUAAACAACACAGGGAGGAUUUGAACCCAGGUCUCUAGAUUCCAGAGUUGUUGUGCUCUUUCCUCUCUACCAUACCUGUCACUUUUGAAUGCAUAUUUUCAGUGACCAAAAUGCAACCCCAUUAGCCAAGUUCCAACCCAUCCCCAGUUCCCAAAUUCCCCUCAGCAAGGAAAACCUGUGGGGAAAAAUUCCCUGUACAGAUAGGAACAAUUAUAACCCAGUAUUUCUCAUAUAAGUAUUGUUUUUGGCACUUUCCACGUGGCAGAGUAACGAAAGUGUUAUUUACCCUUUAGGGUGGAUGAGGAGGAAACGGAGACUCUCAGAUUUGCCUAAAGUCACUACAGCUAACACACAUGGAAUUUAGAGGAGGGAAAGUUCUAACAGAUGAAUAAUCCAAGAAAACGGGGGCCAUUGGAAUGCAGACUCCAGGCAGUGAACUUGUCGAAUUGAUUUGAAUUCCCUUUACUGGCAGAGGCACUUCCCUGCCCUGGGGGCCAAGGCAGAAACUGAAGUUAACAGAAACUGAUAGACAGAAAAGUACCCGUGUGCCCCGGGAGGCCCACAGCAUUGGAAAGUCCCCGCCCCUACCUGCCUACCUGACAGCCCUGGGAGCGGGAGCGGAGCGGCAAAACCCCAGUGUUUGCUCUGUCUCAGUGCCCAUAUUGCCUGCCCAUCCACCCACUGCCCCGACAAGGUGUCUUGGCUCAUUGGUCCUGGCUGCUCCGCCCAGCAGGUGAUGUGCCUGAGUGGGACAAAAGCUCAAGGGAGGCCCUUAGGCAGACAGCGGAGACCUCAGGGGUGGUUCUCACUCCGGCUGCAGUUCCAGGUUUGGGCUCCGGCUCUCAGAAAAUGGGCCAGAGGACAGCCUGUUGGGUCCGGAACAGGUGAUUCAAGGUUCAAGCAUCUCCUGCAGCCCGGGUCGGGGACUUGGACAGCAUGAACUGGGCAUUCCUCCAGGGCCUCCUGAGUGGGGUCAACAAGUAUUCCACCAUCCUCGGCCGAGUCUGGCUGUCGGUGGUACUAAUAUUUCGAGUGCUGGUCUAUGUAGUAGCAGCGGAGGAAGUGUGGGACGACGACCACAAAGACUUUGACUGCAACACGCGCCAGCCGGGUUGCGCCAACGUCUGCUACGACCACAUCUUCCCCAUCUCCCAUGUCCGGCUAUGGGCCCUGCAGCUCAUCCUGGUCACUUGCCCCUCGCUGCUCGUGGUCAUGCACAUAGCCUACCGAGAGGAGCGGGAGCGGAGGCACCGGCUAAAGCACGGCCCCCAGGCCAGACCCCUCUAUGGAAACCCAGGGAAGAAGCGGGGAGGUCUCUGGUGGACUUACCUACUGAGCCUGAUAUUCAAGGCUGGUGUGGAUGCCGGAUUCCUGUACAUCUUUCAUCGCCUCUAUCAGAAUUACGACAUGCCCCGUGUGGUCCACUGCUCUGUGGACCCCUGCCCCAAUGUGGUCGAUUGCUUCAUCUCCCGGCCCACGGAGAAGAAGAUCUUUUCCUAUUUCAUGGUUGCCACGGCCGUGAUCUGCAUCCUGCUCAAUCUGGGGGAGGUGUCCUACCUGAUCUGCAAGAGAUGUCAAGAAGUCCUAGGUCCCCAGAACUCUAACCAUCGGAAGCAUCGAAGGCGUGGCCACAGUGGCCCCUUGGGGUCCCUGCAGGAUGCUUGUCCCCCUUAUGCUCCCUCCCAGGCUUUGCAACAAGAUAACCCCACAAGGGAGAUCACAUUGCCUUGUUAAAUACUCUGAAAAGACAGGAUAGUCAUUGAAAAGCCCUGGUUCUGGAGUUCGAAGAACUGACUUCUAUACCUGGGCAAGUGCCCUUUCUAGUCCUAAAUUUUGUCAUCUGUAUAACGAAAUUCAGAUUGGACUAGAUUAUAUCGCAGUAAGGUUCCUUACAGUUUCAAACCUAUGAGCCUGUGAUGUGAUAGUGACAGCAAUACAAGUAUCAUGGAGGGGAGGGAUGGGUGGAUGAGCCAUUACUCCUCUCCUUCCAAUCAGUUUGGCCAGUCCCCUCACUUAAGUAAGCAGCAGACCCCUUGGAAGAGUAGGUGAGGUAAAGACAAACCCACCUCCGGCAACAGAGCCCAUCCCUGGAAGGGCACAGAGCUAAAUAACCAAAAAUGUCAGCUUCCUUCCCCUUAGGAACUCUCCCUUCCAUAUGCCCCAUGGGAGAAGUUAGUGGAGGGAGUGUAGGAAGGAUGUCACCAUGAGGAGGUGAAGACUUACUCAGGAGCUGGGCUGGGAUCUCGUGUGUAUGUGCACCCAUAAAGGGAAAGGAUUCUGAAUAAAAGCAUUUUAUUGAGUACUUGGCAAAUAGCCUUUGCCUUGGAACCCAAGUCAAUAAUACUUAAAGUAAUUCACCCCUAUCCCCUAGGGAGUAAACUCCUGGAGAUAUGGGAUAGAUGGAAGGAGAGAAGGCAAGAUAGAGAUCACUUUGUACAAUUAAAGUUGUCCACUUCUGGAAGGGGCUACCUGGGGAAGCAAUGGAUUCUUCCACAAAUACACACUGGAUAUCUUCAAGCAAAGGCUGGAUUGGGAACUGCUUGCUGGGUCACUUUGGAGAUUACCUCUGAGGUCUUUCCAGAUCUGAGCUUCCUGGAAAGAAAUGAUCCUUGUCUACUUCUAUAGAGUCUGGAUGAUAUCAUGACCCAAAGAGGGCCAAGUCAAUAUUCCUCUUUGGAUCAAGGUGUGCCCCUCUCAGCUAGCAAAGGACAGAGAAGAUGGAGGAAAUCCCAUCAGCUAAGGGACAGGUCCCAAAUGGCUUCCUGGGCUUUGUCCAGAGAUAGAGUUUAAAGAGGAAAAAAUCUGGGAGAGACUGUCAGACAGACAUCUAUGCCCACAACCCUUCCCUCUGCCAGCUCACUACCCAUCACAGGCUGGGAUGUGCCUUCCUGUAGGUGACUCAGCCUUGAGGAUGGAAAGGGACACUUGGGGAGAGACAGUGUUGGAAAGAUAGGGAAGGAGAGAGAGAGAAGCAGGUCACAUCCUGAGAUCAGAGAACUACUAUUCCACUAUCAUUUGUUAUUUGCUUGUUUUCUUCAGUGGGGUAUGAAGGGAGAUAACAAAAAAAAGUGGAAUAAGGAUACAGUUCUCAAAAGAAAAAAUGAUCACAGAAGGAAUCCUGAACAAACUGGACAGCUUUGAAAGUUAUAUAUUGUAUUUGCUAUAUUAUUUAAAAAAAAAAAACCUCUACAUAAUAGAAAUGAGCUUUUUAUGUAUACUCUUCAUCCAUUUUACAAUGUAUGUGAAAAUACUCAUUUUGUUUGUUUUUUGUUAAAUCAAAAUUAUUUAAAAAUAAA